GCUUCGUGGCAUCGAAUGUCAAUUCAUUUUCCAACCCGUAACCCAUUCAUCCUAUGGAUUCCACCCAGAGUAUUUCGCGGAUGAAAUGGGGGAAUAUGCGACAGUGAGUGUGUUUUUAAUCCGCGAUUUAAAAGGGUUAGUUUUGGUUUUGUGAUAUGUUUUCUUUUUUGUCGCUGGAAUUCGCAAAUGUGUGCUCUAGAUGAUAUUCUCAAGUGAAUCAUUUGCUGGAUAUAUUUUCUUCGAUACUGAAAAUUUAAAGAUUGAUUCCUUCAUCCAUACCGAUGGCAAGAGGCACAAAACCUGCAACUCAACUCAACCCACUCGUAAAUGAUGGUUAUUGGCCGCCUACGGCAAGACACUGAAAACCAGGAAUACUUAGUGCACUGUGUUCCGAAUAGAGUGGAUGCUAUUUUCUUCAACAGCUGAUAGCUUAACAAGUCCUUUUUCCGCAACUAGAAAAUCGGGACUCAUUUUAAAGAGUUUGCGGACGACCCCGUGAUUAACCAAGAAUCGCACCUUUCGAUUGAGUAUCUUCUUUCAUGUUCCUUUUUCGUCUUCUUCUUGGCGUCGUCAUCAAUAAUUCCAUCAUCCGUGAUUCUGAACCUGAUUAACCUUAAAAAAUAUCCAGGACGAUGGAGUUAAUGGAUUUUGGUGUUCUCUGAUGUUUUAAUGUCACAAUUUUGUUUUCUAGUUACUGACAUCACUGCCAUAUUUAUAUUUUUUAAGUGUCAUUACUCUCAUCAGCAGUGAUUAAUCCUUUUUUGUGUUUUUUGUUUGUGCUUUAAAUGGAUGAAGUUUUGUAUUUUUUAAAUGUGGAAACCAUUUCGCCACUGCUUUAAGAACACACGCCAAAAGAGAAGCAAAAAUUAAUCGAGCUUAUGACACAACCAGUUUAGCAUUUAACUUUUACAAUAUUUCAUCAAGCUUUUAAAUGGGAAUAAAACGCUUCUUUAUGUUAUGUGUAUUUGGAAAGGAAUAUUUACAACUUACGACUCUAAGUAGUUUUUUAUAAGUGGUGAUGAUACACUGGAUACAUGUUCUCCAAUGUUCUUUUUCUUCGACAUUUAACUGUAACCCUAAUGCUACAAAUUUAAACGUCUUACUAACUGGUGCUUGAAAAAUAAUAUUAUUUUAAGUGCUGUCCUACGUUUUUAAAUGUGUUACGUAGUGAGCCGUUGUAAAUGUGUGGAUAUUUCGUUGAGCUACAAGUUCACUGUUCUAUUUAGUGUUUUUCCGUGAUUGUCCAAGGUAUAUUUAAGUUUUCCAUAAUGGCUUUUCGCGGAGGCAAGAGGAAAGAUGUCAAAAAGCAAUCCUAUUAUGUUUGGUUUCUUGGUGCUAAAGAAAGCAAAGGUCUGCGCGGAGAGGAGUAUAUCAGGCCAGUUCUUAGACAUUUAGUCGACAAAGAGCGUGAGCUUGAGCCUAUGAAGGUGACCUUGCAAAUCAGUAAUAAAGGUAUAAAAAUAAUACAGAAUGUUCCCCGAAAGAACAAUAAAGGUAAAACAGAAAUGAUAAAACAUUUUAUACCACACCACGCUAUCACAUGCGUGAUGCAGGAGUCAAAGCCUAAUGACGACGUUGUGUGCUGUAUAUUGCUCAUCUACAAUCCCCUUACUAAAUGCCCUGUACAUGUACACGCGUACAGGUGCUGUUCUGUGGAAACUGCUAGUACUCUACGUUCUCAGUUACAAAUUUUAAUUGAUAGGCCUGAAAAUCAGAAAAAGUUUCGAGAAAUUGAAAAUAGGUUAGCCGCCAAAGGGCUGUUGCCAACUAGAGGACAUAAUUCGGAUGGUAGAUCUACAAGAACUGAUGGAUCUGAUCGAACAGAAGAUUCUUCUGGAGGAUCUUCCGAAAGGGAGGUAGGUGUGCGAAAGGAACAUAUUGCAAGCUUAUACGAUUCACUUGCUGCAGAACUCCGGGAACGCCUGAACAAUCCCAAUAGUUGUCCUAUUCUAUUGCCUCCAAAAGACUACGACACAGUGAGCAGGCGACAAGGCAAGCUAGACGGCAUAGAUUGCCGACGAAGCACUAACUACAAUUUGGUAGGACUAACAAAAACAGUAUCGCCUGUGCCUCUUGUUCAUCAGUCUAGCAAUGGGAAAUCUUCGCCCAAAACUCAAGACUCAACUAGUGCAAAGUCGUCUGGGGGCAAGUCUAGCAACAAGUCCAGCAGCGGUAUCGGAUCGGAUGAGGCCCUUAGUUCAGCCAUUCAGGAAGUGUCCUCUCAUCCGGAUUUCGAGAGCAAAGAAAUCGAUCCUGACACGAGCUCGGAUGACGAGGAGGAUUGGCCUGAUACUAGCGGGCUCCCGGAUGAUGAUGAGGAAGACGAUGAGGAGGAGGUCAUCCCAUCCUACGAGUGGCGUCGACCUCCUCGAUACGCACCGGCUCCGGCAGCUCUCAAUAUGCCACGAGAUCGCAGGAGUCGGUCUUCUCCAGAUGAAGAAGACGAUCCACGAUUUGGCCGAGUCCACCGUGGUGUCCGGGGAAUAGUUGAUAAAUUCGAGCGAAGAGCUGUUUCACCUCCUCCUCCCACUCAACCAGAACCCCUUCCCUCCUCUCACCACAAUAGAACCCCUAUCAAAAUAGCAGCUAAUGCUCGAAGAUCAGACCCAUACGCUGAUCACGGUUACAGAGAAGUCAUAGAAAGGGAUAUACCUGAACCAGAACACUUGAAGCACUUUGAAGUUGUCUACAGGAGACAUAGCAACCCUAUAGAAAAGAAAAUUCCAAGAGAUCCCCGUCCUGUAUCCUAUCCUGCUGCUGUUAUUGACCCAGUGUCUCCAAGACCCAGCAAGGGUAGGCCUGUCUUAGAAUCUGCAGUUGAGCACCGUCCCAAAUAUAAAGAGCUGCCUCGGCAAGGGUAUCCAGAUCGUCAGCAAGAUGUUUUAAUUGACCACCAUAGUCCUGUUCAAAGGUAUCCAGUCAGCUAUAAUGAUAGGUAUGUUGACAGGCAUUCUCCGUCACACCUGCCUGCUCGUGAAAUCGAUUAUUACAGGGACUCCCGUCCACUAUCCUCAUCUCCUGUUGGCGUCAGGCAAUAUCGUUCGCCAGAGAGACAGCCAUCACCAUUUAACAUGUGCCCUCGACAAAGACAAUAUAGUGCUACAGACGUUCGACAGGAGAGAGCUUUUCCAUCAAAAUAUGUUGAGCCUUAUCCAGAACCUAGACCUUCUUACCACCCUCCACCCAAUGAAGAAAGGAGAAGAUCUGGUUAUUUUGAUCUACCAGUCGACCCCAGAGACUACAGACAUAGUUUUGUGGAAUCACCAUUUCGUAGACUACCUCUUAAUACCCAGUAUUAGUUGUGGUAAAGCCUGAAUUGCUUUAUUUUUUUUCUUCCUCGAUCUGCAUUAAUGAUGUGCCACAUAAAACUUUAAUAAAAACUUACUACUUAGUUUUAAAAAUUGUAAGAAAAUGUACUCGUGAUUUUCUGCUGCGUUCGAAAAGUUGAGAUAUUUCCUUCGCAUUUUUAAUUAACGAAAACUAAGGAUGUCAACUGCUACGCAUUUUCCGUAGUUACUGCAGAUUUUAAUAUUCCAUCAAUAAAUACUUUUCCCUUCAGGGAAAUUUACAGGAAUGAUUUUAUGAUAAUUUUGAUUGUUUUAAAUUGAUUUUAUUUUAUUUCAUGAUCUUAAUUAUGAUUUAUUAAUAGGUUUUGUAACUUUGUCGGCGUCUAGGAAGUUUACCGAUCAAAUUCAUUAUAAACUUUCAUUGACAUUGAUUUAAGUAUUAACUGACUAUGACCACAAGUGCAUAAAUUUUAAUAUUUUCUUGAUAUGGUUAUAAAUUAGAAGUAAAAUCUUCGCCAUGAAUAUCAGCACAUUAAUUAGUAAACAAUAUAUAAUUUUAUUUAAACAUGUAUAAAGAUUUUUAUGUUAUCAUUUCACUAUUUUAUUACACAAGAUAUUGCAAAAGCAUUACACUUUUCACAAUUUUUUUUAUCUACACUGUCUUGUAUAGAACGAUGAAUUUAACACAAGAUAUUUUAUUUUUUAACAACUGUUAUUUAACCACUUUGAAGUCUUAUUUUAAUAUUGAAUCACUUAAAAAAGAAGCUGUAUAUCUGUCACUGGUUUUGAAAAUUAUUUAGAGAGCUUUUAAAGAAAUAAAAUCUCUGAUAGAAAUGAGAUUUCUUCUCUAAUUUAAAAAAAAAUGGAAAAUUUCCUCUGCUGGUUACAGAAAAGCAAGGUUGACAUCCUCGGAAAUUUAUCCUUACUAUAUUGUUCACUAUAAAGUUUCGAAGAGCGUUCCUUAAUAAAUUUUCAGGGGAAUGUAAUGUGCUAGCCUGUCUUAGGGAAUAAUAACAUUGUGCUAUAUUGUAUUUAAGAUAUUUUACCAACUAAAAUGAACUCUUGUUAUUUUAAAUUACAAUACAUAUUAUGAUUUAUGGUUGCAGUUAAGAUAGCUGCAAAGCUCCAAAAGGAAAAUUUUUUUGUCUUUUUAUUCAAUGUUUUUCCUUUUGAUAUUUUUAUAUCAUAUCAUCAAUUGAUGAUUUUCUAAGAAGCUUUUGAUACAGAAAAAUUAAGUCAUUUCGACAAGUUCUUUAAACAAAUUUUUUAUGAUUUAUUUUAGAGUAUUUUAAAAUUUAUUGCAUUUAUAAAAAAAAAUAUACAUACCAUCUUAAUAUUUUACGUACAAUGGAAAGAUAACUUACAAUAUUACUUAAACUAUUUAUUACUGUUAGGGAUUUUUGUCGAAUAAAUCAAAAUUUUUGCUAUUAAGACUCAUAUUUUUAGUUUAGUAUUUUUAAUAAAUUGUUAACUAAUCUCAAGGUCCAAAAUUUAGAAUUUAUUUUGUUUCAACGUUGUUCGAAAUAAAUAUGUAUGUUGAGAAAGAGUGUCUUGUUUGAAAAUUCUAUUUAAUGUUCUUUUAAUAGAAAUCCUAUGAUAUUGUACUGGUAUAAAUUAUCUACUAAUUUCAAGAAUUUGUACAGUUGUUGAGAGAACUAAUUUAUUUGUUACAAAGAAUAAAUAUGUGAAUAUUUAGAAGGCCUGUUUGUUUCUGUUGUACAAAAUUAGCGAUGUUCUUUUUUUUCUUUAUGGGAAAAAUAAAAAUUCAUAUUUUGUA
This is a messenger RNA of Parasteatoda tepidariorum (common house spider), 5064 nucleotides long. RefSeq lists its product as uncharacterized. The record is from RefSeq and is a predicted model, not a curated record. NCBI's taxonomy places the organism in Eukaryota, Metazoa, Arthropoda, Arachnida, Araneae, Theridiidae.